Messenger RNA from Bombus impatiens (common eastern bumble bee), 1888 nucleotides. RefSeq names its product fatty acid hydroxylase domain-containing protein 2. Gene Ontology annotation, molecular function: C-4 methylsterol oxidase activity; iron ion binding. Bases 146 to 1168 code for a protein of 340 amino acids. Lineage: Eukaryota; Metazoa; Arthropoda; Insecta; Hymenoptera; Apidae. The record is from RefSeq and is a predicted model, not a curated record. Gene Ontology annotation, biological process: sterol biosynthetic process. The transcript has 6 exons.
GGUACGCGCUUGGUGCUACGGCGCAUUUGCCAGUAUCAACGGUCUGCGUUUAUCGACUAUCAUGUAUACUGUGGCAAAUGCGAUCCAUUGACUUCAGACGCAAGAAUUUCCGUGGCUUUUUCAUUAAACGCUACCAUCUUCAACUAUGAUGGACGUGCAGAACCAGUUCAAAGUGACGCCUGCAACCGGCGAUGAUUGUAAGAAUCAAACACCACCAACUUUGCUUUCGAGUUUAAGAAGCGUCCUUUUCGUAAUCGGAACCGUAGUGAUCGGGUUUGCUGCGUUCUGCAACUCGUUAACAUGGCAUUUACAAAGAUUUUGGGGAGCCUCUGGAGAUUUCUGGCAAGCGCAAUGGGACAAAAUCUUAGACAAAUUAGGAGACGAUCCUGUCACGCUUUGGGUUCAUGGCUCAUUGGGACUAAUGUUCUUCGUAUAUUGGUUCUUCGGUGGGAUUUACACGAUUCUAGACAUAACUAAUCGACCGGCUGCUUUGCGGAGAUACAAAAUACAACCGGGUACGAACGAACCAGUCGACACGAGGGAAUUGUGCAAAGUAAUCGCUCAAGUACUAUUCAAUCAGAUCAUUGUUGGAGUUCCUCUAGCGUGCGUCAGUUAUCACUUUAUGGAAUGGCGCGGUUAUCCGCCUGUACGCGAAUUGCCGACCUUCCACUGGGUGCUCGUUGAAAUCGCCAUCCACAUAUUAUGCGAGGAAAUUGGAUUUUAUUACUCACAUAGAUUUCUGCAUAGCCGUUAUCUCUAUAAGUAUAUACAUAAACAGCACCACGAAUGGACGGCCCCUAUAGCUGUAACAUCGCUAUAUUGUCAUCCUUUAGAACACAUUGGCUCAAAUCUAUUACCACCGUUUUUGGGAGUAUUCAUCGUAGGUUCUCAUGUGGCUACUGCUUGGCUUUGGUUCUCGCUUGCUAUUCUCUCUACAUUAAAUGCUCAUUCUGGUUACCACCUACCGUUCUUUCCAUCUCCAGAAGCUCACGAUUUUCACCACUUAAAAUUUAAUCAAUGCUUUGGAGUUUUGGGAGUAUUGGAUCGAAUUCACGGAACAGAUACGCAAUUUCGUAAUUCCAGAGCUUAUCAACGUCAUGUAAUGAUGCUUAGCUUGGUUCCUCCAAGAGAAGCUUUCCCGGAUGAAGUGAAGUAUAAAUCUAAGUAGAAUGUUUUAUCGAACAUCGUGAUUAAAUAUGAAAGUUCAGUACAAGAAUAUGUUUAAUAUGGAAAUGCAGUAUAAAUACUUCUACAUUUGUAGUAUUUUUCUGUUUCUUUCUUCUUAUUUUAUUAAUUUUCGUGGAGAACAAUCGAUGAAUUAAAUUUAAUUAACAAGAUAUAGUAGAAGUUAAAAUUUUUUAAUGUUUAUCGUUCGUCAACUAAGUACUUUUUUCUUUAUGUAGAAACUGCAUAUUUUUCAUUAUUAUCAGUUUGUAAACAGUUUCAAUUACUACAAACUUUACAAUGGUGCGAUUGUAAUAUUAUUAUUAUUAAACAAUUUAUCCGCGUAAACAAUUUUUUUGUAUGAAAACACGACAAAUGUAACUUUCUGAGAGUAUUUAUAACGAAUACUUUCAGAUGUAAAAAUGAUCGUUCUAAAAUUAUAACGAAAAGAAUUUUACCAUAACUUUAAUGGGCGAAUUUUAGAUUAUUAGAAUAUCUUUUUUACGACAAAUACAUUGUUGGGAAAUUUAGAAAGAUACUGAGUAUUUCAUCUGGAUAUUACCCUGUUAAUAAUUACAUGACAUAGCAAUAUUCUGAGAACAUCUACUUAACAAAAUUAUAUUUAUAUUGAAAUUACAACAUUAAGAUAAAGCUAUUUGUGACAAUUACUAUUUUUAUAUUUAAUUCAAUAAUAAAAGCAAUAAAUAUUUAAUCUAAGAUGAAA